UUGUCCGCGACAACAGUAACUAUCAGAGAGGUAAAAACUUGAGAGAAAGUAACCGGAGCAAAGUCGGUUAUUUCUUCAAUUUUUUUUCUUUUAAUCAAUCCGUCCCUGACCUCAUAAAUUAUUUGUCAUUUACUGCUUAAAUUCUCUUUUUUUGUUUAUAAUUUUUAUUCUACACUUUCUCUUUCGCUCAAUCGACCUGUCCGAAGCCAAUUUGCUAUAUCCUCUCGUUUUUUGGAUCGAUUUCUCCAAAUUCUGAUCGCGUUUUUCUAAUGUUAUAAUCAGCUUUAAGCUUGAAGAUGGGAGCAGAAAAGAACUUCAUUGACAUGGAGGAGGGAACUCUGGAGAUCGGAAUGGAGUAUAGAACUGUGUCCGGUGUUGCAGGACCAUUAGUCAUUCUUGACAAAGUUAAGGGCCCAAAGUAUCAGGAGAUUGUCAAUAUUCGUUUAGGAGAUGGAACAACUAGACGUGGUCAAGUCUUGGAAGUUGAUGGAGAGAAAGCAGUUGUGCAGGUUUUUGAAGGAACAUCUGGAAUUGACAACAAAUACACAACUGUGCAAUUUACUGGAGAGGUUUUGAAAACUCCUGUGUCAUCGGAUAUGCUAGGGCGCAUAUUUAACGGCUCUGGAAAACCCAUUGAUAAUGGCCCUCCUAUUUUGCCUGAGGCAUACCUUGAUAUUUCUGGGAGUUCUAUCAAUCCUAGCGAGAGAACUUACCCUGAAGAGAUGAUUCAGACGGGGAUAUCAACGAUUGAUGUCAUGAACUCUAUUGCUCGUGGACAGAAGAUUCCUCUUUUUUCUGCUGCUGGUCUUCCUCAUAAUGAAAUAGCUGCUCAAAUUUGUCGUCAGGCGGGUCUCGUAAAGUGGUUGGAAAAGUCUGAUAAUCUCCUUGAUGAUCAGGAUGAAGACAAUUUUGCCAUUGUGUUCGCUGCUAUGGGGGUGAACAUGGAGACAGCUCAAUUUUUUAAGAGAGAUUUUGAGGAAAAUGGAUCUAUGGAAAGAGUGACCCUUUUCUUGAACCUGGCCAAUGACCCCACAAUUGAACGAAUUAUCACACCUCGAAUUGCCCUCACAACUGCAGAGUACUUGGCUUAUGAAUGUGGGAAACAUGUUCUGGUUAUAUUGACAGACAUGAGUUCUUAUGCAGAUGCUCUUCGUGAGGUAUCUGCUGCCCGUGAAGAAGUCCCUGGAAGGCGUGGGUAUCCUGGUUAUAUGUAUACUGAUUUAGCAACAAUUUAUGAACGUGCAGGACGUAUCGAAGGAAGAAAAGGUUCCAUCACUCAGAUUCCUAUUUUGACCAUGCCUAAUGAUGAUAUCACACAUCCUACACCUGAUCUUACUGGUUAUAUUACUGAAGGGCAGAUAUACAUUGAUAGACAACUCUACAAUCGACAGAUAUACCCACCAAUUAAUGUACUCCCUUCACUUUCUCGAUUAAUGAAGAGUGCUAUUGGUGAGGGGAUGACUCGUAGAGAUCAUGCUGAUGUGUCCAACCAGCUAUACGCAAAUUAUGCCAUUGGAAAAGAUGUUCAAGCAAUGAAAGCUGUGGUUGGAGAGGAAGCACUUUCUUCUGAGGAUCUGCUCUACCUGGAGUUCCUAGAUAAAUUUGAGAGAAAAUUCGUGACUCAAGGGGCUUAUGAUACUCGCAACAUCUUCCAGUCACUUGAUUUAGCAUGGACUUUGCUUCGUAUCUUCCCGCGUGAACUUCUCCACCGUAUACCUGCAAAGACGCUUGAUCAGUACUACAGUCGUGAUGCAACAAGCUGAGCCGAUAAAUCAAAUGUGCCCAUUGCUUAUCUACAUCAUGUCAAUUUUCAUUGGAAUUAUGUCGCCUUAAAGUUGUUUCACCUAAAACAGUUGCCUUUGUUGCAUGGCCUCAACGGAACUCAGUGUCAGUGAAUGGUUUCUCAACUACUGCAGUUCACUACAUAUGUUUCUUUCGAGAUACGAUUUCAUUUAACUUUCGAUAAAGUUCAUGCCCUGUGAUUAUUUAGUCUCAAGUAUUCUUUGUUUUGGGAACGUUAUUUUGAGGUUGUGAUUUUGUCAUUCAAACCGGCUGCUAUGAGUUGAAUUGCCAGGAAAAAGACGGGAGUUGGAAUAA
Messenger RNA from Durio zibethinus, 2097 nucleotides. It is a transcript of the gene VAB1, whose product is annotated as ATPase, V1 complex, subunit B protein. The record is from RefSeq and is a predicted model, not a curated record. Gene Ontology annotation, molecular function: ATP binding; proton-transporting ATPase activity, rotational mechanism. Gene Ontology annotation, biological process: proton transmembrane transport; ATP metabolic process; vacuolar acidification. Lineage: Eukaryota; Viridiplantae; Streptophyta; Magnoliopsida; Malvales; Malvaceae. Gene Ontology annotation, cellular component: proton-transporting V-type ATPase, V1 domain.